AUAGCAUUCUAGAAUUUCGAAAAAAUUACACUGGUUUGGCAUCGCGACGUUUCAUAUGACCGCCAUGUUGUUUCCCCAUAAGUUCCCAUUUCUACUGACGACCGUGCCGUUCCUCGUCGUUGGUUUCUUCCUGUGGAGCACCGGAGUGUCCGCUCACAGUGGGCACGGGGAAGGUCACCCGUACAUACCGACACACAUCUCGUCCCAUCACGGAUGUACCAGAGGGGACUGGGCGGCCUGGUCUGAAUGCACUUUCCAAUGCGGGGAGAACGGCACCCAGUACCGAAAGCGGUACAACAACUACCACUGCCCGCACCACCUGGAAACGGUGUACCGCCAGUGUAACCGGCGCUGUUACAACGGUGGGGAGUUGUCCGACAGUUACAGCGGCGUCUGCGAAUGUCCUGACAACUUUGAUGGUGCCUGCUGCGAGAAUUUUGAUGAUUCUGUGGUGGUGACACCGUUUAGCUGCUACACGUGUGACGAGGCGUACAGCACGCAGGCAACAUGCGUCAGCAACCCGACUUCUCUGCCUACCGUCAGCUGUAAUACCACGUGCUUUGUGAAGCUUACGCUGGAAGAACAUACGGAUGACGUCACCCAUAUCAAGCGGGGAUGUAAGUCAACCUCCGAGCUUGAUACGGACCCGUGCGUACCCCAGCGGUGCCCCAACCCCAGCGCACACCCCUACCACAGCGUACCCGACAACGGCACGUGCGGACUCUGCUGCACUGACGACCUCUGUAACCAUGGCCUACCGGCAAGCACCGCGGCGGAAGUGACGUACAACAUCGUUUCCACUGCACUGAUGCUUGGAUUAGCAAUGAUGUUGAAAUAAUCUCAAAGUUGAUGUUAAACUAAAUUUUAUCGCUAACUCGCGUGUUUGUUUAUUAACGAAAAACGACAAUGAAUUUUGUUGUACAGAAGGACAACACAAUAGCCAAUAGUGAUGUUACAAUAUGUAUAUUGCAUUUAACAUAAUACAAAGAGUAUAUCGAAUGUGCUGUAUUCCCAUAAUCAAGAAAUGUAUAAUACUGUAGAUAUCAACAACAAAGGCACCAACAAGACACCAGUAUCUUAAUCAUUUUCUACAACAUCAGUUUAGUUCUAAGUGAUGGUCAAAUUCGAAGACUUUGGGUUCCUUGUUUGCUACAUAUGCUACUACAUACUGCAAAUGAUUUGUCAAAUGUCAGCCAAUCUGAGAAUCGGGCAGUUCUUUGAUUGGCUGCCAGCUGCUAGAGACCACGCCCCAGAGUGAAAACCUCAGCCCGGUGUAGCGGAGCCUCCCCAAGGUAUAUUGUAUAAGCCCCAGGCGUGGCUUCGCGUGAAAGCCUUUCCGGGUGCUGUCCUUGGUACUAACGGGCAUAUCAAAACCUACCCCAUGACCACGACGAACGGUACCACGGACAGACCUCUUCAAUUCAUCGCAGAAUUUCCUAUUCUAAGCACUGUUUGAGGAAUAUUCUUGAAUCUUUUUGACAUAGGGCUAUUGUAUCUGAUAAAAAAGUUUAAAAAUUCAGAA
Molecule: messenger RNA, 1522 nt
Organism: Branchiostoma floridae (Florida lancelet)
Lineage: Eukaryota; Metazoa; Chordata; Leptocardii; Amphioxiformes; Branchiostomatidae
Exons: 4
Coding region: 56-838 (260 amino acids)
Source: RefSeq, a predicted model, not a curated record